This is a messenger RNA of Scedosporium apiospermum, 333 nucleotides long. RefSeq lists its product as uncharacterized. Gene Ontology annotation, molecular function: RNA binding; structural constituent of ribosome. Bases 1 to 333 code for a protein of 110 amino acids. Gene Ontology annotation, cellular component: cytosolic large ribosomal subunit. The transcript is spliced from 5 exons. The record is from RefSeq and is a predicted model, not a curated record. NCBI's taxonomy places the organism in Eukaryota, Fungi, Ascomycota, Sordariomycetes, Microascales, Microascaceae.
AUGGCCCCUCAGAAGAAGUCUAAGAAGGACGCUCACAGCAUCAGCUCCAAGCUGGCGCUCGUCAUCAAGUCCGGCAAGGUCACACUCGGCUACAAAACCACCCUCAAGAGCCUCCGAAGCGGCAAGGCCAAGCUUGUCAUCAUCGCCCAGAACGCUCCCCCUCUGCGAAAGUCUCUUCUCGAGUACUAUGCCAUGUUGGCCAAGGCUCCCGUCCACCACCUUUCCGGAACCAACAUUGAUCUCGGAAACGCCUGUGGUAAGACUUUCAGGACGUCUACCAUGGCCAUCCUUGAUGCCGGUGACUCGGAUAUCCUCAGCGACCAGCAGUCUUAG